Molecule: messenger RNA, 912 nt
Organism: Trichomonas vaginalis G3
Lineage: Eukaryota; Parabasalia; Trichomonadida; Trichomonadidae
Product: syntaxin
Exons: 1
Coding region: 1-912 (303 amino acids)
Biological process (GO): vesicle-mediated transport; intracellular protein transport; vesicle fusion
Cellular component (GO): membrane; endomembrane system; SNARE complex
Molecular function (GO): SNARE binding; SNAP receptor activity
Source: RefSeq, a predicted model, not a curated record
AUGUCAACUAAAGAUAUACAAAUCGGCUUUAUUAGAGAUAAGACAACUCAAUUCCGUAACUUUAGAGGCUCUAUGAACUUUGGUUCCGGUCCAACAAAUGAUGUUUCAACUGGAUUAAUUAGUGCUACGCCAAUGAAUGAUGCCAAAGGACGUGGAGACUCUACUGUUAUUAACACAGCAAGUAAUAUCGAAGCACAGUUCCAAAACAUUCAAAGUGAGAUGAAGACAUUGGCAGAUAUGCAUAAACAGCGUGUUAAAGCAAACUUUUCCGAUAAUAAAUCUCAAGAUGCCGCUAUUGAAGCCAAAACAAGAUCAAUUUCUACUCAAAUUACUCAGUUACGCGAUCAAAUUCGUGAAGGAUCAAAUCAUGUUAACUCUACACAAGCCCAAAUUCAAGAAAAUAUGAAGAUGGGCUUUGUCGCUAGACUACGUGAUCUUACAACUAGAUUUAGAGAUAUGCAAGCCGCAUAUAUUACAAAUAUUCGCAGAAUGAACGAAAAAGCUCAUGCAGCCGUUCUUGAUUUAGGAGAUGCUAAUGAUGAUGAAAUUGGCCUUGAUGAUUUCGAUCCAGGAUUAACUGGCGAACAAACUUCUCAAAUUGUUGCUAAUGAUUUAAUGCUCAGACAGCGUAACCAAGAAUUAACACAAAUGAUUCAAAGUAUGAACCAGCUUAAUGAACUUUUUGCCGAUCUUGGCACUUUAAUUAUUCAACAAGGUACAAUGCUUGAUAGAAUUGAUAAUACGAUUGUUGAGGCCCACGAACAAAUUCAACAGGGCAAUAAAACCCUGGAAAAGGCCGAAACACAUCAAAAGAGCAAGUGUUUCUAUUGGUAUAUGAUUGCAGUUAUUCUUCUCAUUAUUAUAUUCGGUACUGUUGUCAUUAUUAAGAAGCAAAAGAAAUCUUCUAAAUAA